Syzygium oleosum is the source of this 2280-nucleotide messenger RNA. Its product is annotated as polygalacturonase 1 beta-like protein 3. Bases 88 to 2061 code for a protein of 657 amino acids. The transcript has 3 exons. The record is from RefSeq and is a predicted model, not a curated record. Lineage: Eukaryota; Viridiplantae; Streptophyta; Magnoliopsida; Myrtales; Myrtaceae.
CUUUCAUCAUUUUAGACCAAGAAGAAAAGAAGGAAAAGAGAAGCAGAAGUGCCCCGCUCUCUCUCUCUCCUUUGAUUUCUCUCUUAUAUGUUCUUCUUGAUAGGGGAACAACACACAGCUGAAGAAGCUCUCACUCUCUCUCAAAUGGACAGUCGUCGCAUCUGUCUUCUGAUCUUCUUGCUCUCGUCACUUUUCGCUUGGAAUGCAACUUCAAGUGCUGCGGCGACGGCGACAGGAACCAGCACAGCAACAAGACCGAACCCUUUCACGCCUAGAGCCGCCUUCGUUCGCUACUGGAAGGCGCAAGUCUCCGACGACCGCCCGCCGCCGCCUUUCCUCCUCUCGAAGGCCUCCCCGUUGUCCGCCGCCGCCUACGCCCUCCUCGCGAAGCUUGCGGCCGGGAACUCGCUCUCAUCGCACCUCCGCCUCUUCUGCUCCUUGGCCAACCUCUUCUGCUCCUUCGACGAGGACUCGAGGAGUACCCAAAAGGAUCUGGAUGAGGACGCGAACUUCGCGGUCUAUUCCAACAAGCGCUUCGCCAGCUACGGCACGGACCGGGUUGGUGGGGCCGACUCGUUCAAGAACUACUCGGAGGGGCUCAACAAGCCCGACUUCUCCUUCAAGAAGUACACCAAGGACGGCUCGGGCCACAGCGAGGGCUUCGCCAGCUACGCGACGGAAGGCAACGUCGCCAACGGCAGCUUCGCCAGCUACGGGUUCGGAGCCAACGGCGGGUCCGGCGAGUUCAAGAACUACCACUGGAGGGUCAACGUGCCGAAUCUGCUCUUCACCACCUACGACUCGGACGGCAACAAUCACAAGCUGUCUUUCGCGAGCUAUAGCGACGACACCAACAGCGGAAGCCAGUCCUUCACGAGCUAUGCCAAGCACGGGAAUAGCGUCCCGACACAGUUCGCCACCUACGGCGACGACUCGAACACGAUCGCGUCGACCUUCACGGGUUACGGGCUACUAGGCAACGCCGGAAACGACACGUUCACCAGCUACGGUGGGACCGCCAACAACCCGCAUAGCACAUUCAAGAACUACGCUGCUGGCGGGAACUCCGCGACGGAGAGCUUCACGAGCUAUCGGAACGGAGCCAACGUCGGCGACGACUCGUUCCAGUCCUAUGCCAGGAGCGCAAACUCCGCGAAGACGACAUUCGCGAGUUACGGGAAGUCGUUCAAUCCGGGCAACGACACGUUCAAAGAGUACGGCAAAGGAUCGAAAGGCAAGACCGCGAUCGAAUUCAAGUCGUACAGUGUCGAUCGAACGUUCAAAGAGUACGCCCAAAAGGGUGUCACGUUUGCUGGUUAUAGCAAUGUUACAAGCGAAGCAAAACCAUUAUCACCUUCUUCAAGUACUACCAGUGGCAAUUCCGUGAAUGGGUGGGUCGAGCCGGGCAGAUUCUUCAGGGAGUCCGCGUUGAAGCCGGGGAAUGUCAUGCAAAUGCCGGACAUCGUCGACAAGAUGCCCGGAAGGUCGUUUUUGCCCCGGGCCAUCGCGUCGAAAUUACCGUUCUCGACCGCGCGGCUGCGGGAAGCGAAGGAGCUGUUCCACGCGGGGGAGGGCUCGGCCACGGAGCGCGUGAUCGUCAAUGCGCUAAGCGAGUGCGAGAGGCCACCGAGCCGGGGCGAGACGAAGCGGUGCGUCGGGUCCGCGGAGGAAAUGGUCGACUUCGCGGCGUCCGUCCUCGGCAGUGGCAUCACAGUCCGGACGACGGAGAACGUCAAUGGGUCGAAGCGGAGGGUUGUGAUCGGUCCGGUCAGAGGGAUCAACGGAGGAGAACCGACCGAGUCGGUGUCGUGCCACCAGAGUUUGUACCCAUACUUGCUGUACUACUGCCACGCCGUGCCCAAAGUCAGAGUGUACGAGGCUGAGAUUCUGCACUUUGUGGGGAGGAGCAAGAUUAACCGCGGGGUCGCCAUAUGUCAUCUCGACACGUCAUCGUGGAGUCCGGACCACGGUGCAUUUGCCGCGCUCGGGUCCGGACCCGGGCAAAUAGAGGUGUGCCAUUGGAUCUUCGAGAACGACAUGACCUGGACGGCCGCAGAUUGAGCGAGAAAUCGUUCGAUAAAGGCGGGUACACGUGCCCGAAUGGAAAAAUGGACCGUUGGAUCCGGUGAAAUUCACGUGAGAUUCAUAUCAACCCGCCACCAUUGUCGAUGAUUCAAAUCUAGCUCAGUUUGUACACAACACUCAUGUAAUAAUUUCUCAAGCUUUUGCUUUUUCCUAUAUUGGAACUAGGAAAAGAUGAGAUGGGGGUAUUUCAUUUCA